Molecule: messenger RNA, 1278 nt
Organism: Hydractinia symbiolongicarpus
Lineage: Eukaryota; Metazoa; Cnidaria; Hydrozoa; Anthoathecata; Hydractiniidae
Exons: 5
Coding region: 1-1278 (425 amino acids)
Source: RefSeq, a predicted model, not a curated record
AUGUCUCAUGUUGGCAUUCUACGAUGGCAUUCUCCUAAAACUGAGAAAGAUGCUAAAAGCUGGGAGAAGGCUUUGAAUCGGGGUGAUAAUGAACAAUGUUCUCGUAGUAAAAUUUAUGAAAAUUGUGAUUCGUGCACUUCGAAGCGAAACAAAACUGUUACCAUUAUACGUCAACAAAUAAAAAUUCAAGAAUUGAUAAAUGAAAACAAUGAUUUAAAAUCAGGUUUACAUGUAAAAAAACCUUUUUCAAUAGACGAAAUCAAGAAUGACGAUAAAGCGAUAAGCCUGUAUACCGGACUGCAAAAUUAUGGUGUGUUUGAAUGGUUAUACAACCGUAUAAAACCAAAAGCUGAGAAGCUCAGUUACUUCAAGGGAGAAACCUCUUAUUCAAAAAGUAAUUCGAACAGAAAAAAGACAGGACCAAAAAGGAAACUCAACACAAAAAGUGAACUAUUUAUGACCCUCAUAAGGCUUCGGCUGGGAGAACUUCAAUGUUUGAUAUAUUGGCCUUCCAGAGAAGAAAAUAAUGGAUGCUACCCCAAGUGCUUCAAGGAUUUUCCAAACACCAUCGGCAUUAUAGAUUGUACGGAAGGUGGACUAGAAAAACCUAGUUUAGCCAAAGCGCAAGCUCAAACGUAUUCUUCAUACAAAUCUAAAAAUACUUGGAAAAAACUGUUGUCGAUCACACCUUGUGGAACAAUUUCGUUCAUUUCAAAAUGCUAUGGUGGGUGUGCUUCAGAUCGGUAUAUAACAGAAACUUGUGGCAUUCUUGAGAAAAUUAACCCCGGUGACAACUUGAUGGCAGAUAAAGGUUUUAAUAUAAGUGAUCUGUUGGUUGGAAGAGGAUCAAAAUUGAUUAUUCCUCGGUUCUUGAAGGAUAAAAUUCGUUUUACCAGAAAAAACUGCAAUCGAACCUCUAAUAUAGCUAAGGCUAGAAUACACGUGGAAAGGGCAAUAGCUCGAAUCAAAGACUUUCGUAUACUCCAAGGUGCAAUACCAGUUACAAUGAAAGAUUUAUUGGAUGAUAUUUUUGUCAUUUGUGCUGCCAUCACUAACUUAGCUCCACCUCUUGUGCCAUUCUUGCGCUUGUCUUGUUUAUAUUUUAUAAAGUCCCCCAAUCAGGACAAGGCUUUUAUAUUUGAACCAAUCAUGACAGCGCGCAGUUCGAUAACGAGAAAUAAGUUGCGUAAUAUGAUCUCAGCGAGAAUCAACGACUGGAAGGUUAAGAAUAUAGAAAGGCUAACGCAAGGCGUUCACGGUAAAGUUCGGUCCAUAUGA